AUGCCUCGACGCCGACCCUCAAAAGCGAACGCAGGAAACAAAAAACCGCGCUCAGUCAAGCGAUCUGAGAGCAAGAUAAACAAAUGGAAUACCACAGACGAUAUUCCCCUCGAUGAGGAAGACCAGUACGGGGGAGAUACCGGCGGAUACGAUGGCAGUGACGACGACGAGGUGUUUGCCUUGAAGGGGAUGCCUGACGACUCUGAUGAGGACGAGGAUGAGUUCGGGCUUCAAGAAGAGGAUGAGGUGGUGGUGGAGGAUUCUGCAGUUCCAUUAAAAAAGGAGAAGAAGAAAAACACUAAGAAGAAGAAAGGGAAAGCAGGUAUCGUUUCUUCAUCGUCCGAAGAGGAACAGGAAUCCGAGGAAGAAACAUGGGGACGCGGAAAGGCAGCAUACUAUUCGUCAAACGCGGACCAACUCGAAUCAGACGACGAAGAAGGAAAUGAGCUUGAAGAGCAGGAAGCCAGGCGACUUCAAGCUAAGAUGCGUGAAGGCAUGGAGGAUGCGGACUUUGGGCUAAACGAUGCGGUUGAAGUGGAAGGCAAACCUGACUUUGAGAAAGUUUUCUCUUGGGCUCUAUUAACUGACUUUGUAGAAACUGCUCCUAUAGUCAUUUCAGCUUUACCAACAGACAAGAAAUUGCUUCUUCGCCACCUCGAAAAAACAAGCCCCGAAGCCUUGGCUCUAGCACGGGAUUGGGACGAAACAGCCCAGCUAGUUCACGCAACUAGGGAAAAAAUUGAACAAAUUGAAUCAAAGGACCCAGAUGCACUGCAUCUCGGAAUGCUUCAUUUACACUACCGUAAGCUGCAGCGUCUCUCGUGCUCCCUUUUAAUUCAAGGAGGAUUUCUAGAGGCGUUGUUAUCAUAUGCUACCACCCUGGCCUUCUAUCUCCGUCUUCGUUCAAGCGACAAAUAUAUCCAGCGUCCCACAUUACUUCAAUCACACCCCGUUCUACAGCGCCUGCUUACACUAAAACAAUCCCUCAUUACCCUUGAGGAUCUCGACUUUGCAGCUUCUGAUGACGAGGACUCCGAAAAUUCUGACGAGGAGGACAUAGAAAUGAAGUGGGAUGAUAUCCUACAGGAUGCUGAACAAGUCUGGGGAUUGGACCGUGCACCAGGUUUGGAGCCUGACGAACUCGAGGAACUGUUGAAGGACGCAGAGGUGCUGGAAAUCACUACAUCACGCAAAAGACAAACUGCACCACCCAAGAAAAAGAGGAAGGUUUCGAAAGAGGGGUUCGAGCCGAUCAUGCCUGUCUUCGAUCUUGUCGAACCCGAUUUUGCUCCAUCGAAGAAAAUAUCUAGUCGUUCUCAAGGACACACUGACGACUCGUAUGGUGAUGCUGAUACCCUCCAACACGCAGACGCUGCCGACAAGACCGCGCACCGCAAGACCCUCCGUUUCCACACCUCCAAAAUUGAGAGUGCAAGCGCUCGUCGCCAAGGAGCGAGAAACCAAGCCGUGGGUGGCGAUGACGACUUGCCGUAUCGCGAAAGAAAGAAGGAGAAGGACGCUAGGUUGGCGAAGGAGGCGAAGAACAAGGUUCAACAUCAAGGGGGAGCGGAUUUGGAUGAUGAAGAACCUCAACGCCAUCAAAAGAGAAGAAGAGAAGACGAUGAUGAAGACGAUGCGGUUGAUAGCCCAGAUGAAUAUUAUGAGCUCGUCAAGAAGAAAACCAAGGAGAAAAAGGAGCAAAAGAAAGCAGAGUACGAAGCUUUGCAAGCCGCAUCAAAACCCGACAUAUCUACGGAAGAUGUUUCUGGUCCUCGCUCACUCACCAGGGCUAUUAUGGCGAACAAGGGACUCACACCGCACCGGCCUAAGAGUGUGCGGAAUCCCAGAGUCAAGAAACGACAAAAGUUCGAGAAGGCGAAGAGGAAAAUCUCGUCUCAGAAAGCUGUUUACAGCGGUGGUAUCUCCGACAGGGGACGAUACGGUGGCGAAAAGACUGGUAUAUCCAAGGUCGUCAAGAGUAUUCGUUUGGGAUGA
Laccaria bicolor S238N-H82 is the source of this 1995-nucleotide messenger RNA. RefSeq lists its product as uncharacterized. The record is from RefSeq and is a predicted model, not a curated record. Gene Ontology annotation, biological process: maturation of SSU-rRNA from tricistronic rRNA transcript (SSU-rRNA, 5.8S rRNA, LSU-rRNA). NCBI's taxonomy places the organism in Eukaryota, Fungi, Basidiomycota, Agaricomycetes, Agaricales, Hydnangiaceae. The coding region runs from base 1 to 1995 and encodes 664 amino acids. Gene Ontology annotation, cellular component: nucleolus; small-subunit processome. The transcript has 5 exons.